UCGUGAUAGGGACCGUGACCGUGACGGAGACAGCAACGAACGUGAAAGGGACCGUAAUCGUCGCAUGGAUCGCAGCAGAAGGACAGAUAGACAGAGGGGUGGAGGAAGGCGUGCUCCGGUGGAGAGACGCAUUUAUGUUUCCCAACAUUCCUUAUGAAUAUAAAUCGGACUUGAAGGAUCUCUUCCGUAAAGAAGUUGGGGAAGUUUCAUAUGUGGAAAUGUUCAAUGACGAAAACAACCGGCCCCGAGGUUGUGCUGUCAUUGAGUUCGAAUCUACAGAGUUGGUACAAAAGGCAGUGGAGAUAAUGCACAGAUAUGAGUUAAAAGGACGUAAACUUGUUGUAAAGGAGAAAGCAGAUGAAUUACCCCUGGCCCAUUUGGCCCAGAUUCGGCUCGGAAACAGAAUGGACUUUGAUUCUGACCGUGACCGACACAGAGGAGGCAUAAUGAAAUCUGACAUGCGAGGAGGUCGUGAAUUUGCUCGUGGUGCAGAUAUUGGACCUCAAGGCAUGGCAAACAAAUUUGGGAAUACAUAUGGCUUGUCUACAGUAUUCCUUGAAUCUCUUGGCAUCACAGGACCUCUUGUUAACAAAGUUUUUGUUGCUAAUCUUGAUUACAAAGUUGAUGAAAAGAUGUUGAAAGAUGUUUUUAAAAUUGCUGGAAAGGUUGUCUCUGUUGAGAUCAGUAAGGACCAAGAUAACAAGAGUCGUGGAUUUGGUGUUGUGGAAUUUGAACAUCCAGUAGAGGCUGUACAAAGUAUUUCUAUGUUGCACAACCAGACAUAUUAUGACCGCAAGAUGAGUGUGCGCAUGGACCGUGUCUCUGAAAAGCAGGAAUCAACAGCAACGAAACUUCCUCCAGGCCUUAAGGGUCUGGGAAUGGGUUUGGGCAUUAAUGGGUCAGCCCUGACGGAUGUUGCCAAUAAUGUACCCUCCAUUAACCCAAGUAUCACAGGAGCUUUACCAAAUGCUGUUGCCCCAGGGGUGACAGGCAUGGCCAAUGUGGGUGCCAUGGCAUCAAACAUGGGAAACAUGGGUGGAGGUGGUGGUGGUGGCCAGAACAUGGGUGGGAUGGGGAUGAUGGGCAUGGGAGGAGGAGGAAUGGGUGGUGGCAUGGACAACAUGAACAGUGGAAUGGGAGGGAACAUGGGUGGAGGUGGAAUGGGCGGAAAUAUGGGGGGAGGCAACAUGGGAGGUAACAUGGGAGGCGGUGGUAUGGGUGGUGGAAUGGGAAAUGGGAUGAUGGGCAAUAUGGGGAUGGGAACUGGCAUGGGAAACAUGGGUUCGGGCAUGAAUUCUUCAAACAUGGGCUCAGGCCUGGGAGGUGGUCUCGGGAGUAGCCUGGGUGGUGGGAGUGGGUUCAUGAACUCCAACAUGAACCGAGGAGCCAUUGGGGCCAGCUCAGUAGGGAGUGGCUCAGGCAGUGGGUAUGGUUCCUAUGGAUCAACCGGACUGUCCCGAGACUAUAACCAUUCCAGCAGCAGCAGCAACAACUACACCAGGAAUGUCAUUCAGCUGAGCAAUUUACCCAUGGAUUAUACCUGGCAAGCUCUGCGAGAUCUUUGCCGUGAGUUUGGAGACAUCAGGUUUGCAGAGAUUAGAUCGAAGGGCACUGGAACUGUGCGCUUCCAGACAGAGGCAGAUGCUCGUAGAGCAGUCGAAAUGCUUGAUCGCCAACGUCUGGAUGGAAGAAUCCUGGAUGUUUGCCAACUUUAAUGCUAGUCAGAGGGGAGAUCACCGGGGACUGUGUUGGGAAAGGGUCGCGACUCCACUUGGGAGUUGCACUACCUUGCCACACGUCGAAAGGGAUGAGAGGGGCGUGUUUUAUACGAAGAAAGACAACUGACAAGCUGCAACCCAAGGUAAUGGCUGCUUACUUGGGGGCUAGUGUCAUCUCAGACCAGUAGCCCAUCUGUUUCUGGAGUUGACGUUCGUGAAGGAUUGGCUGUCGUGGAGGAUUGAAUUAUGCCUAGCUCGGACUAUUCACAAGCUUUUGGUUUUGAAGAAUGAAUUGAUGCUGUGAAGGAUUGAUGGAGUUGAUGACAAGGA
Molecule: messenger RNA, 2048 nt
Organism: Penaeus vannamei (Pacific white shrimp)
Lineage: Eukaryota; Metazoa; Arthropoda; Malacostraca; Decapoda; Penaeidae
Source: RefSeq, a predicted model, not a curated record